Micromonas pusilla CCMP1545 is the source of this 2079-nucleotide messenger RNA. RefSeq names its product ankryin repeat domain-containing protein. Gene Ontology annotation, molecular function: protein binding. The record is from RefSeq and is a predicted model, not a curated record. The coding region runs from base 1 to 1749 and encodes 582 amino acids. NCBI's taxonomy places the organism in Eukaryota, Viridiplantae, Chlorophyta, Mamiellophyceae, Mamiellales, Mamiellaceae. The transcript is spliced from 2 exons.
AUGGCGACGGUGACGGUCGCGCCGACGCGCGUCGCGUCCGAAAGCGCGUCGCAGUGCACGACGAGCGCGCCCACCGCGACGGACUGCGACCUCACGAAGGAGAUCAUCCUCGCGGCGUAUCGCCAAGACGCGAAGAAGGUGAAGGAAGUCCUGACGCGAUGCGAGGCGGGCGCGACCGCGGGGAUGUCUUUGUCGCGCUCCGCGGCGGUCGAGCUGUUGGGCGAGGAGGUGUACCUCGGCUCGCACAGCUGGAGCACGCAGGAGGGGUUCCCGGUGAUGUACUUCGCGGCUAAAUGGGGCGGCACCGAGGUCACGAAGCUCCUUCUCGAGUCCGGCGCGGCCGUCGCGCCCGCCACGACGCUCGGCGUCCAGCCGUUACACAUGGCUGCGCAGGAGGGCCAAGUCGACGUCGCGCGUCUCCUCGUCGCGCACGGCGCGCCGUGCGACGCCACCGACCGCGCGGGCUGGUCCGCGUUCCACUACGCCGCGAACCAUCGAUGGGCGACGUGGGAGCGAGGCAUCGAGGGGCAGCUCGCGGUGCUGCGACUGCUGAAGGAGUGCGGCGCGCGCGUCGACGCGGAGGACGGCGAGGGGUACACCGCCGUGCACUCCGCCGCGCAGUCGGGGAAAACGGAGAUUGUUUCGCUGCUGCGCGAGCUCGGCGCCAAGCCGGACGCGACGACCGUCCGCGGCGUCAUGCCGAUCCACGUCGCCGCGGAGGGGGGAAGAGCCGCGGUGGUGGAGGAGCUUCUGGACUGGUGCCCGGCUCUUCUCGAGGCGGAGGACUCGCGCGGGCAUCGACCGGUGGACCACGCGAGCUACCACGGCCACGCGGCGGUGGUCGAGACGCUGAUUCGCCACGGCGCGGACUGCGCGAACCCGUCGCCGGCGUCGUGCGAGAGGAACGCGGCGUAUACGGCGGCGGCGGCGGCGGCGAACGGCGGAGAUCAAAACGGCGAGCCGCAGAGGGCGCGAGGGACGACGCCGCUGCAUCUCGCCGCGCGUAGCAACGCGUUCGACGUCGUCGCAGCGCUCCUCGCCGGCGGCGCGGACCCGACGCGGCUGGACUCGCACGGGUGGACGCCGCGUGAGCUGGCGAGCGAGUGCGCGCGGAGGCGUCACGGAGGCGGCGAGGCGCACGCGCUCGCGCACCGCGCGAUCGACGCGGUACUCGAGCGCGCGGAGCGAGGCGUGCCGAUGCUGUGGAGCCGCGCGAGUCACGCGUCGUACCCGCGCGCGUUUCGAGAAGAGACGAAGGCGACGGUGCGGAGCAUCAACCUGCCGCUGUGGCGGUUCGGCGCGCGCGGGCUCGCCGCGGACGCCAUCACGGACGACGUGAUCAGGCACAACGCGAAGCGCGUGUGGCCCGAGGUGGAGUCCGAGGCGCUGUGGGGGUUGGUAACGAGAGUGCGCGGGUGCGUCGAGGCGCGGCUUCGCACGAAGGACGCGGCGCGCAGGAAACGGUCCAGGGGCGCGGCGUUCGCGGCCAGCAGCGCGCCUCGCGAGCUCGGGUGGUACGGCGCGCCGCCGAACGCGCUGAAGUCGCCGCGGGGCGACGGCGCGAGCGGCGCGGGCUCGAACGUCCCGCGGGGGGGGCGGCGGCGGAGCCGCGACGACGACGGCGCGGAGAGCGCGCCGCCGCCGCCGCCGCCCGCGCCGGACGCGUCGCGUCAGAUGCAGAUUAACCUCGCGGCGGUGUACCACCAGCUGCACCUGCAGUCUAUCCAAGCGCACUCAUGCGCGGCUUGAGAAGAAGAAGACGAAUACGAAUACGACGACGACGACGACGACGACAGAGUGAGAUGAUGAUGACUACGCGCGACGUCAUGUACGAACACGGGAUGAAAAGAAAGACGGAAUUAAGAAGAAGACGGGAAGAAGAAGAGAAAGAACGAACGAUAAUACGCGGACACCGCGACUUGUACCUUACCUUUUGCACGCGCGCUGCUUUCUAGUUUUGACGAAGAGACGCGGACGUCGCCCAGGGGCGAGAGACGCGCGCCGACCCUUUAUUAAUACGGCGCGCGGCUUCCUCGCGGGCGUCCACUCGGUAGAUGCUCUUGUAAAGAAUGAACUUUG